Messenger RNA from Manihot esculenta (cassava), 6490 nucleotides. Its product is annotated as putative 1-phosphatidylinositol-3-phosphate 5-kinase FAB1C. The transcript is spliced from 11 exons. Bases 978 to 6215 code for a protein of 1745 amino acids. Lineage: Eukaryota; Viridiplantae; Streptophyta; Magnoliopsida; Malpighiales; Euphorbiaceae. Gene Ontology annotation, biological process: phosphatidylinositol phosphate biosynthetic process. Gene Ontology annotation, molecular function: ATP binding; 1-phosphatidylinositol-3-phosphate 5-kinase activity. Gene Ontology annotation, cellular component: endosome membrane. The record is from RefSeq and is a predicted model, not a curated record.
AGCAAAUGAAUGAAGAGAGAGAACAUAUAAUAAAACCCUAAUCCAAAUGGGAAGGUGAGAACAACUGAGAGAAGAAGAGGGAAAUUGAAGGGAAGAGAAUCUUGAAAUAUUAAUAUAAAAACACAGAAAGAGAAAGAGAGUGUGUGCUUCCUUUGCUUUCAUUUGAGGAAAGAAAAAAGAAAUUGGAAAAAAAAAAAAAGGAAGGAAGAUUGAGAAAUCAGUAAUUAAAAUGAAAGUAGGCAACCGGGGAAAGAUGGUUGCAAUAGUAGAAGAAGAUGAAGUGCAGAAGAAGAACAGAAGAGACUUAGAGAUGCGUGCAAAGUCCGGAAGAAAGGGAACCUUCUCCGUACUCCUCCUUUUCCUCCUUUUGAUCCUCAUUUUGCCCCGUAUUUAAUCCCCUUUUAACUCUUUUCUUCACUUCUUUACUAUUUUCUUUCUGCGUGGUAUGCUUCAAUCGAUCUGCGGAUGCAUUCUUGAUGAAUCUGGGAUUGGCUAGAUUUUAGGGGUUUCUUGUAAUUUUCUUUUGUUUUUCAACUCCGUUUCUGUGUUGACUGUUGUUGUUCUUGUCAUUGGAUAAUCUUGUUGUUUUAUUGUUAUAGAUUUUGGUGUAUAUAGUGCUAGAUUUGUGUUGUCAUUUGAAUCUAUUUUUAGUUGUGGGGGUUUCUUCCUUGAAUAUAUUUUGCGAUUCUUGGAGGAUUUUCUUUCCCUUUCUUACAUCAAAUCUCAUCGAUACACUAAACCCAAAAAGAAAAAAAAAAAUACAGCACAGCCUCUGAUCGCCCACCACCAUUUUUAUUGUGGUUUCCCAUUUUACCAAUCUUUUUUUCCCUUUUCGCUAUACCGGAUUAUCUGAUCAUUUUGUCAACUCUUGUUGUUGGAUUUUGCUGUUUCUAUUCUGUCCUUCUGUACUCAAUUUACAAGAAGAAGAAGUUGGUGCUUAUAUUGGGUUCCAAUUCUUGUUGGGCUUUUUGCAUUAUAUGGGAAUACCUGAUACUUCACUAACAGAUCUACUACACAAGGUUAAGUCUUGGAUUUCGUGGGGGGCAAGUGAUCUAUCAUCAUCUUCUUUAUCUGGUAAAUUUCAGAUGCACAAUAAUAACAGUCUCAAUAUGUGUUGCGAGUGUAAUACAAACUUCACUGGGCUUUACAAUGGAUACCAGUGUCAAAGUUGCGGUAGGUGGUUGUGUGUUAAAUGUGCUGGGGGAUAUGGCGAUUACAAGGACAGUAUCAAGUCCUGCAAGCUAUGUGUUGGGUUUCGGGUGAAACCUCAAGGUGGGAGGAAGAAAAGUGAAAAAGUGCAUCCAUCAGAGUUUUCCCAAGGGAGCCCCGAGCAGUCAUCUCCUUCUUCUACUGGUGAAUCGAUCCGACGUGAUCACCUUGCCCACUAUCUAGAAUCCCGGGAUUGUGGAUAUUCUCCCCUUGCAGUAACCAGCAGGGGUAUGAUCUCAUUUAGUGUUCAAUCAUCUCUGAUGUCUGAUCGUCACUCUCCAAGCAGGAGUGAUGAAGAAGAGGCAGAGGAUUCAGGGAAGGACUUUUACAUCCCAUCAAGUGAAUAUUAUCAUUAUGUUUCGGAUAAUGAUUCAAGUAGUGUUAGUGCUAGACUUGAGUUUUACAAUUGUAAAUCAGUGGGAUCAAGCCCUUUAGACAGCCCUUCUAGGAUUGAUUUUACUUCCUGUAGAGUCGGGCAACCUGUACAGCGGGAACAAGAGGGAAGCUCAUUAUCUCAAGGUGAUGGUCCCUUUGAUCAAGAAUCUGUGGCUAUUUUAAGCAGGCCUGACAAAGGGACUGGGGAUCCAGAAAAUAAUGAUGAUUGCUCAGAUGAUGUGUCAGUGUUGCAGAAAUUGGACAAGUCUCAAAAACCAUUGGAUUUUGAAAGUAAUGGUGGUUGUAUCUGGUUUCCUCCACCUCCCGAAAAUGAAGAUGAAGAGGCAGAUAGUAAUUUCUUUACAUAUGAUGAUGAUGAUGAUGAUAUUGGGGACUCAGGUGCAUUGUUCUCAUCUACUGGUAGUCUCUCAAGUAUGUUUCCAUCAAAGGAGAAACAGAAUGAGGGUAACAAGGAGCCUCUCAGAGCUGUGAUACAGGGGCAUUUUCGGGCUCUUGUAUCCCAGCUUCUACAUGGGGGGGGUAUCAAAGUCAGCAAAGAAGAUGGUAGUAAAGACUGGCUUGACAUAGUUACAACAAUAGCAUGGCAAGCCGCAAGUUUUGUGAAACCAGAUACUAGCAGAGGAGGCAGUAUGGAUCCUGUUAAUUAUGUAAAGAUUAAAUGUAUAGCUUCAGGAAGUCCAAGUGAUAGCACCCUUGUGAAGGGAGUAGUUUGUACAAAAAAUAUAAAGCAUAAGCGCAUGACUACACAAUACAAAAAUCCCAGAUUACUUCUUUUAGGAGGAGCACUCGAAUAUCAGAGUGUUGUGAAUCAAUUGGCAUCCUUUAAUACAUUAGUGCAACAGGAAAAUGAUCAUCUUAAGAUGAUUAUGUCAAAGAUAGAGGCUCUUCGCCCAAAUGUUCUGCUAGUAGAGAAGAGUGUAUCUCCAUAUGCCCAAGAAUACCUACUGGCAAAGGAAAUUUCUUUGGUGCUCAAUGUGAAAAGGCCACUACUGGAGAGGAUAGCUCGGUGCACAGGUGCUUUUAUUAAUCUGUCAAUUGACAAUAUUUCUACAGCACGAUUGGGGCACUGCGAACUGUUCCGACUAGAGAGGGUAUCUGAAGAACAUGAGACUGCAAAUCAGUUCAACAAAAAGCCUUCUAAAACAUUGAUGUUUUUUGAAGGAUGUCCAAGGCGUCUAGGAUGCACGGUCCUGCUGAGAGGUGCAUGUCGUGAAGAACUAAAGAAGGUUAAGGAUGUUGUUCAAUUUGCAGUUUUUGCAGCCUAUCAUUUGUCCCUUGAGACUUCCUUCCUUGCUGACGAGGGUGCAUCUCUUCCUAAGAUGACACUUAAACACUCGGUUGCUAUACCAGAGAGGACAGCAGCUGAUAAUGCCAUUUCACUUAUCCCUCUGACUGAUUGCCAUGCCAGUGCUGGUACCUCUGCCCAAGAUGAGGGACCUCUGGGUCUCAUGCCAGAACGUGUAGAAUCAGAAUCAUUAAUACACCUUGAUAGUAGCAAUAUUCCUUCUUUGUUUCUUGGUUCUGAGGAUUGUAGGUUUGAGAAUGCACUCUCUGGUGCAUGCAAUGAUAAUCCAGAGUCUAAUGUGGGAUUGGACUCAUUUGCCAUAAGUGAAUUUGAGGAUCAGAAGACACUUAUGGUGCCUUCUUCAGGUAUUAAAAACCUUUCUCAGCCAGAGUUGAAAGAUAUCAUUGCUCAAGAGGAAGUGCAGCCUAUGGAGACUCAUGAAUCAGCAAAACCCGAGAAGAUUGAUGAAGGUGGAGUCUCCAGUGAAUACUUCUCAGCCACUGACACAAACCAGAGCAUACUAGUGUCUUUUUCAAGCCGCUGUGUACUGAAAGGAACUGUAUGUGAGCGUUCUCGACUCUUGCGCAUAAAGUUCUAUGGUUCUUUUGAUAAGCCACUUGGAAGAUAUCUGCGUGAUGACCUGUUUGAUCAGACAUCCUACUGUAGAUCUUGUAAGGAGCUAGCUGAAGCCCAUGUGCUAUGCUACACGCACCAGCAGGGAAAUCUUACAAUCAAUGUUAGAUCCCUUUCCUCUGUCAAGCUACCUGGGGAAAGGGAUGGUAAGAUAUGGAUGUGGCACCGGUGCCUAAAAUGUGCUCAUAUAGAUGGAGUCCCACCAGCAACUCGUAGGGUGGUUAUGUCAGAUGCUGCUUGGGGACUUUCUUUUGGGAAGUUUCUGGAAUUGAGCUUUUCAAACCAUGCAACUGCUAAUCGUGUGGCUCCCUGUGGUCAUUCAUUGCAGAGAGACUGCCUUCGGUUCUAUGGGUUUGGAAGCAUGGUUGCAUUCUUCCGCUAUUCCCCCAUUGAUAUUCUUAAUGUUCAUUUGCCCCCAUCAGUGCUUGAAUUCAGUGGCCAUGUUCAGCAAGAGUGGAUAAGAAAAGAGGCAGCUGAGCUUUUGGGUGUCGUGGAGGCCUUCUAUGCAGAGAUAUCUGAUGCACUUGACACAAUGGAAAAUAAGAGUAAGAAUUUUGGGAGUAAGCUGUCAGAUACAAAUGAGUUAAGGAAUCACAUCAUGGAGCUGAAAGAUCAACUCAGAAAGGAAAGAAAUGAUUACACUGCGAUGCUACAAGUGAUUGUCAUGGAGGACUCACAACUGGGUCAGACAAGUUUAGACAUUCUAGAACUUAAUCGCUUGAGACGUGCUCUUCUAAUUGGUUCACAUGUUUGGGAUCGUCAGCUUUAUUCACUAGAUUCUCUCCUAAAGACAAAUUCUGUUGUCAAGGCUAUACAUGGGGAAAAAUCCAAUACACAGCUGAAAGAAUCAAGGGAUGAUAUAUCUUGCGAGGAUUGUAACGAUGGUCAUCUAGAAAAUGUCUCCAGCUAUUCAAAACCACUAGAUUCUGUUGGGAAUGACCUACUGUCCGAGCAGAAUAAGAAUACACUAUCCUUUCAAUCUUCUCUUGAUGAAGAUUCUAUGUUGCCUUUAUAUCAUCAUAAUAACAGAGAGGAGGAAGUACAUUCAGAUGGGGAAAUUAACACAUUCUUUCAUGAUGACCCAUCUGACGCUUCCAAUCUGUCUGACAGAAUUGAUUCUGCAUGGACAGGUACUGAUCAACUCCUGACAAAAGUUCAAGCUCCGCAUGUGCCUCAGACAGAUGGAUUUCAAGUUGGGUCUGUUAAACAGAUAACUAUUUGUGAUAAACCUCCUUUCAGAAGGAUGCUGGCACCAGUAAGAUUUAAUUCUUUUGACUCUGCAUUAAGAGUCCAAGAAAGAAUCCGGAAAGGAUUGCCUCCUUCUUCAUUGUAUUUGUCAACUCUUAAAUCAUUCCAUGCAUCUGGAGAUUACAGGAGUAUGGUGAGAGAUCCCGUUUCAAAUGCAAUGAGGACUUGCUCCCAAACAUUGCCAUUGGAGGCACAGAAAUUGAAUUUAAUGCCCAGUUCUGCACCCACAUUUAUCUCCACUGCAUCUCAUAUGGCUGCAGGAGCUCGGUUGUUGCUUCCUCAGCGGAGCCACAAUGACAUUGUUAUAGGUGUCUAUGAUGACGAUCCUGCCAGCAUAGUGUCACAUGCCCUUAUUUCCAAAGAAUAUGAGGAUUGGGUUGCUGAUAAGUCAAAUGAAAAUGAAAGAAGCUGGAGUAUGAAUGAUCAUUGCAAGGAAGAUUCUGCGACUUCCACAUUUUCAGCCUGGCAGUCUUUUGGCUCUGUGGACUUGGAUUAUAUGCGUCGUGGAAGUUACGGGUCUGAAGAUCCUUCAUCAUCUAUUGGCACACUCUUUGCGGAUUCCAAAAAAUCUCCACAUUUAACAAUAUCUUAUGGUGAUGAUUCUUCAACUGCUGGAGGGAAAGUUAAAUUUUCUGUGACUUGUUAUUUUGCUAAGCAGUUUGACUCUCUCCGGAAGAAAUGCUGCCCUAGUGAAGUUGAUUUUGUACGUUCCUUGAGUCGCUGCCAGAGAUGGAGCGCUCAAGGUGGAAAAAGCAAUGUAUAUUUUGCCAAGUCGCUGGAUGAGAGAUUCAUUAUAAAACAGGUUAAAAAGACUGAGCUGGACUCUUUUGAGGAAUUUGCAUCAGAAUACUUCAAAUACUUGACUGAUUCUCUGACCUCAGGAAGUCCAACUUGCCUUGCAAAAAUUCUUGGUAUUUAUCAGGUUACUGUAAGGCACUUGAAAGGUGGCAAGGAAAUGAAAAUGGAUCUAAUGGUGAUGGAAAAUCUAUUUUUCAGGAGAAGUAUUUCAAGGGUCUAUGAUCUUAAGGGUUCUGCUCGAUCACGCUAUAUUCCAGAUACCUCUGGGAAGAACAAAGUAUUGUUAGACAUGAAUCUGGUAGAAAAACUGCAUACGGAACCUAUAUUUCUUGGAAGCAAGGCGAAGAGAAGCCUGGAGAGAGCAAUAUGGAAUGAUACAUCUUUUUUGGCAUCUGUUGAUGUUAUGGAUUACUCUUUGCUGGUUGGAGUGGACAAUGAGAGAAAGGAGCUGGUUUUAGGUAUCAUUGAUUUCAUGAGACAAUAUACUUGGGACAAGCACUUAGAGACAUGGGUUAAGGCCUCUGGAAUUCUUGGUGGUCCAAAAAAUGCUUCCCCAACGGUUAUUUCUCCAAAACAAUACAAGAAAAGAUUCCGAAAAGCAAUGACUUCGUAUUUUCUCACAGUUCCUGAUCAAUGGUCUUCAUGAACCAAAUCAUUGUAAUUCUUUCCAUUCAAAAAUGAUUUGAUCAUUAAUAAGGCAAUAGUGUUGAUAGCUAUAGAGAUAAAAGUGGGAAGGAAUGCCAGUCCAUCUCUGUAAAAAUUCCCUCCAUUUUGGUGAAAUAUGGUGUGUGGGCAAAAUAGCCUGAACAGGAAGGGAUUAUGGAGGAGGGAAUGGAAAAAUUCCUUGUUGAGGCCUUUGUACAUCUUUUUUGAUGCAUGUGCAAGAGUCACCUCAAUGAAAGCUUCUUUAAUUUUAUGUUA